AUGGAUUCUCGCGCAGAUGAGCUUUGGAAGGAAAAGGUCGUGCGUUUGUUGGACCAGAGAGACGCCUAUGAGGACCUCUCUACGGAAUACUUUCAUUCCUUUCAUGUUCUUCUAGAAAGAGCCUUCCUGGUUGAACCUCUCCUCGCUGCCAACUCUCAACUUCUCUCUUCUCCAAAUUCUCCAGACCAUAAAUCUGCUGCACAACUAUUGGCACAGCUUUCGGUCUUGAAAAAGCAAAAUGAAACCCUCUCUUUAAAUUGCAGUAGACUAUCUUCAUCGAACAAAGACUUGGUUUCCGAUGUAAAUAACCUAAAGAAACACUUGAAUUUCAAGGUUGAGGAAAACCUAAUGAAAAACAACGCUUUGAAUUUGAUCAACGAUGAGCUAUUGUCUUUGCAAAUCCAAAAUAAUUUGUUACAGGACAAAAUCUCUAAUUUAGAAUCAGAAAAUCAAACCUUGGUCAACAGAUGGAUUGAUAAGGUUAAAAGCGAUGCUGAUAAAAUUAACGAUGCCAACGACUUUUUGCAAAACUAUAAAAAUUUUACCAAAAAAAAAUAA
Ascoidea rubescens DSM 1968 is the source of this 558-nucleotide messenger RNA. RefSeq names its product Atg16p (gene ATG16). The record is from RefSeq and is a predicted model, not a curated record. Bases 1 to 558 code for a protein of 185 amino acids. Lineage: Eukaryota; Fungi; Ascomycota; Saccharomycetes; Ascoideales; Ascoideaceae. The transcript has a single exon.